Messenger RNA from Pelobates fuscus (common spadefoot toad), 2209 nucleotides. RefSeq names its product kelch like family member 6 (gene KLHL6). NCBI's taxonomy places the organism in Eukaryota, Metazoa, Chordata, Amphibia, Anura, Pelobatidae. The transcript has 7 exons. The record is from RefSeq and is a predicted model, not a curated record. Gene Ontology annotation, molecular function: protein binding. Bases 13 to 1845 code for a protein of 610 amino acids.
CCUGCCGCAGCUAUGGAAGAGCCUGUGGAAAAAAACUCAGAUGAUUUUAUUAUUUCAUUAAACAGCGAGUGUCCCAAGGAACUGGGUGAGCUCAUCGAAAGUUCCAGUGAAGAUAACAGAAGGUUCGAUGAUGCUGGAUUUACUUUGGCUCUUCAGAAUGGACUGGAAAACCUAAGACUUGAGAACUCCUUGACUGAUGUAGCUCUGUGCAUUGGGAAUAAAGUUUUCCCGUGUCACCGAGUGGUUCUCGCUGCAGCUAGCAAUUAUUUCAGAGCCAUGUUUUGCAAUGAACUGAAAGAGAAAUAUGAAGAAGAAAUUGUAAUCCAAGGAGUUGAAGCUGACACCAUGGAAAUUAUUUUGAAUUAUACGUACACUAGCAAAAUUGUCAUUACUAAACAAAAUGUACAGAAAAUUUUAGAAGCUGCAAGCCUCUUCCAGUUCUUCCGUAUGGUUGACGCUUGCUCCAGCUUUCUUACGGAAGCACUUCAUCCGGAAAAUUGUGUUGGAAUUUUGAGACUCGCUGACACUCACUCGCUGGACUCUUUGAAACGCCGAGUUGAAGCCUACAUUAUACAGAAUUUUUGUCAGGUUUUAAAUCAUGAAGAUUUUCUGGAACUACCAAUUGAAAUUCUUUAUCACAUCUUGAAAAGUGAUGAACUGUAUGUGACAGAAGAAACACAGGUAUUUGAGACAGUCAUAAACUGGGUGCACUAUAAACAGGAUGAAAGACUUACACUCCUUCCAAAACUGCUGGAAUGUGUCCGUUUACCCUUACUAGAUCCAUGGUACCUUGUGGGAACAGUAGAAGCAAAUGAACUUAUUAGACAAUGUCCUGAUGUAUUCCCUCUAAUGCAAGAGGCACGGAUGUAUUACUUGACUGGAAACGAGAUAAUUUCAGAGAGAACGAAACCUCGGAUGCACGAGUUCCAGUCUGAAGUAUUCAUGAUAAUUGGAGGAUGCACAAAAGAUGAAAAGUUUGUUACUGAAGUUACCUGUCUUGAUCCUUUAAGAAGAAGCCGACUAGAAGUUUCAAAACUCCCAACAUCAGAACAAGAAAAUGAAAAUGAAGAUAAAAAAUGGGUUGAAUUUGCCUGUAUAACCUUUAAAAAUGAAGUUUACAUAUCAGGUGGGAAAGAAACACAGCAUGAGGUUUGGAAAUAUAACUCCUCUAUCAACAAAUGGAUCCAAAUAGAGUACUUAAAUAUUGGCAGAUGGAGACACAAGAUGGCCGCCCUCUGUGGAAAAGUAUACGCCAUCGGAGGUUUUGAUGGCAGUCAGAGAAUAUACAGUGUUGAGGCUUAUGAUCCAUUCCACAACUGCUGGGCAGAGGUAGCUCCUUUAUUGUUCAGUGUGAGUUCAUUUGCUGCAGCAAGCUACCAGAACAAAUUGUAUAUUAUCGGCGGUGGACCAAACGGAAAGCUAGCUACUGAUAAAACACAGUGUUUUGAUCCCGCAACCAAUAAAUGGAGUUUUAAAGCGCCAAUGCCAGUGGAAGCGAAAUGUAUCAAUGCUGUUAGCUUCCAUGACCAUAUUUAUGUUGUUGGUGGCGCGAUGAAAGCCCUGUACUCUUACAGCCCUCUUGAAGACAAUUGGUGUUUAGUGACCAAGUUUAGUCAUGAACGAGCAAGUUGUGGUAUAGCUGCGUGCUGCAAUAAAAUAUUCAUAACAGGUGGUCGGGAUGAGAAAAAUGAAGUCAUUGCAACAGUUAUGUGCUGGAAUACAGAGAACGAGAAGUUGACCGAAGAGUGUGUACUACCACGAGGUGUAUCCCAUCAUAGCAGUGUUACCAUAAGAAAAUCAUACACACAUGUACGGAGGAUUAUUCCGGGAGCUGUCUCUGUCUGACUCUCGUGGGACAUAGUUUGAGCAUCCUCUAACCUCAAAUAAACAUUUAACAAAUUCUCAAUUUUUUUAUAUUUAUUAAAAAGCUUAUCAAGCCAAGCUAUGAAAUGACAGUAUAAGUGAGAUUAAUCUGUGCAUUGAUUACACGUGAUGUUAAAAUAACAAGCUUUGGGGCACCGCCAUGUGGAGUAUGCCACCGAAGAUAUCCAACCAAAAUUCACUUUGAUUGCAUUUUAUAAUAAAAUGUUGUUUACACUUAAUCUUAAAGACAACCUAAAUCAGUUUUAUGCUCGUUGUGCUAACUUUAUGAAAGUCUGUGUUGUCUACUGUUGCACUGUUUCAAUAAAGGUAUUCUUGAGUUUUGUAA